AUGGUAAACAACUCGGUUAGGGCUAACAAGCCUAUCGUUGCCAUCGCCAUUAAUUAUCGUGUGAACGGCUUUGGUUUCAUGGGGGGACCCAUUUUGCGAGACCAAGGCUUGGCUAAUUUGGGGCUUCGUGAUCAACGCCUUGCUUUUCAGUGGAUUCAGGAAAACAUCAAAAACUUCGGCGGCGAUUCCUCAAAGGUCACGAUAUGGGGCCAAUCCGCUGGAGCAGGGAGUGUAGGCGCCCAGUUAUUGGCUUUUGGAGGUCGCAAUGACUCGCUAUUCCGGGGCGCCAUUACCGAUAGUGGCGGACCUCUCGGUGUCCAGGGACCAUCGAACGCCACUCAACUAUCAACUUGGAAUCAUGUCCUGAACUCCACUGGUUGCGCCGGAUCCUCGGACCCAAUCAUCUGUUUAAGAGGAGUGAGCUUAGACAAAUUCAUCUGCGCAGUCAACUCUUCCAGCGUCAGCUUUGGGCCAGCAUACGAUGGGGAUUUUUUUGUCACAUACAAUUCCGCGCAAGUAUCAAAUGGUGAUUUCCUCAAAGUUCCCUUGAUCACCGGUAGCAAUACGGACGAGGGAACUGAGUUCGUUGGGUCUGCAUCCUACAUCGGGGCCCUGCCAGCGGUUCCCUACCCAGAUGAAGCCUCCUUCCUGCAAGUUGUGAAUUCUUCACUUAUCAAUCCUGCGUUCACACAAAAUGCCCUAGCAGUUAUUUCAGCCCUAUACCCUGACAUUCCGGCUAUUGGAGCUCCGCAUACUUACAUUGGUAGGCUAAACUCAACAUUUGGUUCUCAGUAUGCUCGAGUAGCAAGCUUUUCCGGCGAUGUUAAAAUUAUUGCGGGUCGAAGAUUCACUGCUCAGCAGUGGGCGAAACAUGGUGUCCCGGUAUACUCUUAUCGUUUCAAUCAAUGGCCUAUUGGCGGUCUUCCUGAUACCACUGGGACUACACACUUCACCGAAGUUCCACUCGUCAUGGAUGAUGAGCCAGGCAAUGGGUACAUAGCGCCAUGGUAUCCUGCCGGAAGCGAGUAUAAUGGCAUGGAUGCCAAUUUCACGGCAAUGGCUCACCUGAUGAGCCGCAUGUGGAUCUCGUUCGUCCAUGACCUUGAUCCCAACAACCACGGUGUCACCCACCACAAUGGCUACCCGAUUUCAAAUUGGAAAACUUAUGCAUCUAAUGGAAGCGAGGCACUGGAUGGAUAUGGCACUAACCUGCAAGUUUCCUCCUCGUUGCCCGGUCUGGCAGAGCAAGAGCCGGAUACAUGGCGGGCAGAGGCCAUUAAUUACUUGAUUCAACACAGCUAUGCCCUCUUCGGGGCCUAG
Molecule: messenger RNA, 1320 nt
Organism: Penicillium angulare
Lineage: Eukaryota; Fungi; Ascomycota; Eurotiomycetes; Eurotiales; Aspergillaceae
Exons: 3
Coding region: 1-1320 (439 amino acids)
Molecular function (GO): carboxylic ester hydrolase activity
Source: RefSeq, a predicted model, not a curated record